AAUUAGUAGUUGUUCAGGUUUAUUAGAAAUCUUUCUUUCUGGAUACUGUUGAGAUGCUGCUUAUGGAAAUCAAGGCGACCUUCUACUAUUUGGGCAAAAUAUUGAAUUAUGUUUCAGCUUUUUUGAUACACAAUUUAUGACAUUACUUCUAUUUUUUGGAUUUUGGUUUUCUCUUGCAUCACGUGUUACCUCAUUCUUUCAAAAUUGACUGUAUCCGGGAGUUCACUUGUCGCCUAAACUCUUAAUGUUUGGCAUAAACGUCCUUCAUUGGAUGCCUUUUUCUUGUUUUCUUUUGUCGUCUGGCUUGUGCUUUUGGUACCGUAUGUUGAUCAAACAUGAUCCGGUAAAUCCUAAAGUUUGGAUUGAGUAGGAAUAUGUCUGUAUAAACCAAGUAAUCAAGGAUUUUCCAAUUUGGGCUCGUUUGAUUUCUGUGCUUAGUUAGCAAAAAACCUAUUGUAUUUGUGAACCAAAUAAGAUGCAUUUAUUACUUUCCCCAGUGUGUAAUCUAGUCUGGAUUGCUCUCUACAACCCCUCUAAAAACUUUAUCUCUUCUCCUUGGUAGUAUUGGUUCAAAGCACACAAAUCUAAACAACAAUAAAAAAAUGGGAUACAAUCGCACAUUUCUGAUUGCUCCUGCGGUGUCUUCUCUGAUGCCUAGAAAGAAAAAAGCUGAAGCUAACGAAAAAAAGCAUGAAGAAUAUGGGGAUAUCCUGUUUAUCAGUCAAGGACAGGAUAUUGGAGAAGAGGUUCUGACUUAUUUUCGGUACAGAACCAAUAGAUCCCAAAAUUCCAAUGGCCACUCACGGAUUGGCUGGAUCAUGUCAGCUAAUGGUCUAGUUUUCCACCCGAUAUUGGAGAAUUCAUCAACUACUGCUGAGGGUUUAUAUGACAUGAUACGUCUUGAGGGAAGGUAUACUAUUUCUGAAGAUGGGGAGGUGCAGCAGUGUGGACCUUUGACUAUAUCCUGUGCUGAUCCAAGUCAUGUUGUUUAUGGAGGUCACGUCAUUGGACGUCUGAUUGCAGCGGAGGCUAUUCAGCAGGUUGUGGUUGGUAUCCGCUGCAUAUAAUCCAAGUGAAGACGAGUAAAAGUUAGGAAGGGUUGGAAGCACGUUUACUGUUGUUACCUUUCAUGGUAAUUGAAUGAAUGAUUUCUCUUGAUGUUCAUCAGGAUAGUGCAACAGUUGUGUAUUAUGGAAAACCUUGAAACAAUAUGGGUUGGGUUGUGAACUCCACAGUAGGCAAAAGAUACGAUAACUUUGGAGAUGAAAUUGAGAAUUGUCCAAUUGCCUCUUCUCUUUAUGCUGAAAUUUACCUAUAUAUCUUUUGUUCUACCAUGUGGAUCACAGAAUGAAGU
Messenger RNA from Capsicum annuum, 1354 nucleotides. RefSeq names its product AT-hook motif nuclear-localized protein 8. Gene Ontology annotation, molecular function: minor groove of adenine-thymine-rich DNA binding. The transcript has 5 exons. The coding region runs from base 603 to 1067 and encodes 154 amino acids. The record is from RefSeq and is a predicted model, not a curated record. NCBI's taxonomy places the organism in Eukaryota, Viridiplantae, Streptophyta, Magnoliopsida, Solanales, Solanaceae.